Messenger RNA from Colletotrichum graminicola M1.001, 999 nucleotides. RefSeq names its product cofilin/tropomyosin-type actin-binding protein. The record is from RefSeq and is a predicted model, not a curated record. Gene Ontology annotation, molecular function: actin monomer binding; actin filament binding. The transcript is spliced from 3 exons. The coding region runs from base 1 to 999 and encodes 332 amino acids. Gene Ontology annotation, cellular component: actin filament; cytoplasm. NCBI's taxonomy places the organism in Eukaryota, Fungi, Ascomycota, Sordariomycetes, Glomerellales, Glomerellaceae. Gene Ontology annotation, biological process: barbed-end actin filament capping; actin filament depolymerization.
AUGAAUCCACUCAAUAACAGUGAGCUCGUCUCCCAAUUCAACACCCUCCUAUCGUCCGACGACCAGUUUGGGCUCCUCAUCACGAUCGACUCGGAGACCCUCAAGCCUGUCCAGUUUCUACCCAAGGUCGCUCCAUCCGCCUCUUUUGACGACAACCUUGCCUCUCUCCAACCUCACCUCAAGCCCAAUGAAGCUCUCUACGCCCUCCUCCGCCGACACGACACGGCUCCCCACCUCACCGCUGUGACCUACGUGCCCGACUCAGCCAAGGUCCGCCAGAAGAUGCUCUUCGCCUCUACCCGCCUGACCCUCGUCCGCAAGCUCGGCUCCGAGCACUUCCGCGAGUCGAUUUUUGCCACAACCCCGGAGGAGCUGUCUGCCAACGGCUUCGCUAGGCACGACGCCCACACCGAGCUCGAAGCCCCCCUGACCGAGGAGGAGCGCAGCCUCGGCGCCGUCAAGCAGGCCGAGCAAGAGGCGAGUACCGGCACCGGAACUAGGGAGAUCCACCUGAGCAAGACCCUAGCCAUGCCCAUUGCCGAGGAUGCCCUUGCGGCUUUGAAGGAGCUGUCUCCUGGAGGCGCCAAGAUCUUAGUGAUGCUGAAAAUCAACCCCGAGAAGGAAUCCGUCGAGCUCGUCCCCUCCGAUGACAGCCCUUCCAGCAUCACUGAACUCACCCAGACCAUUUCCCCUACCGAGCCGCGCUUCACCUUCUAUCGCUUCACCCACACCCACAACGGCGCCGAGACGAGCCCUCUGCUGUUCAUCUACACCUGUCCCGUGACCCCCGGCAAUAAGUCCAUCAAGAAUCGCAUGCUGUACCCUCUCAUGAAGCGUGCCGUUCUCGAGGUCGCAUCCACCGAGGCUGGGUUGACGCUGGACAAGAAGCUCGAGGUCGAGGAGCCGGGCGAGAUCACCGAGGACUCGGUCCUCUCGGAGCUGCACCCCAAAGUGACGGCCAGACAGGGCUUCAACAGGCCCAAGAGGCCCGGUCGCUAG